AUAAAAGGCUGUUCUUUGCUCUUCCUAUGCUAUUUCUCACUACGAGUGUCGUUGUGUCUUUUUCUUUCUUUUCCUGCCCGAAAAGAUUUUUUUUUCCCCCCGCAUGAGAUCAAACCGAUUUACCUUUAAAUUUCAGCGGCUAAGUCGCUGAUAGUGGGGGUUGAUUCCUCCGGGAAGAAACUUUUCACUUCAAGCUCUAUAAUGAGCCGAUCAAUCGAGCUGCCGCCGCUGCCCCAAUAUUCGUUUCGGAAUUCCAAAAUCUUUUGUGUUUUCUUUUCGCUCUAAGCAGGAGGAGAGUAUAUUCAGGUAGCAAUUCGGUGUUGAUGGACCCUGAGGUUGUGGAAAUUCCUCCCCCAAUUCAUCGCCCUACGAAACUGAUGAAACAGAAGGUAGAACCGGCUAUUAUUAGUGAUGUGAUUGACGUCGACAAUGAUGAAGACUCUGCUGAUUUAGUGUUUAUUGGUGAAAAAGUUGGCGGAAGCAACAAGGGAAAGGAGAUGUCUGAUGAUGUUUGUCCCCCUCCUACUCUGGAACAAUUUGGGCCAGCUAGUGGGCUUGAGUCCUCCAGUGGUUAUGCUUCAGUAUCACAUAAUAUAAUCAAUGUCGAUGGUCACAGUUCUGAUCUAUCAAAUGAUGAUGAUGACUACAACGAUCAUUUUGCUGAUGAUUUCAUGGAUGUAGAUGAGUACGCCAUGUUACAGGCACACUUUGACAGUGUGAAUAUACCUGCUGGAAUUGAGGCACCCAUACCCUGGAUGUCAAAUUUUGAUAUAGAUUUGAAGAAAUCUGGAAGUAGUUCUUCGAAUCCUUGGGGUAAUAUGCAGUUAGAUGCUAAAAGUUCUCAUAUGACAGACUUAUCUCAGCUUUCGUGGGCAAUAGAAUCUUCUGACCUCAUCCAAGAAACUCCAGUAUGUAGUUCUAGUUCACAAACAAAAAAUGCUGCUGUCAAUCCUCCUCCUCAAAACUUGUCUUCUCAGUUGCAUACUGAAGCUGCUCUUGGUAAAAAGCAAUCAACUUUUUCACAACUUGAUGGGCUUAAGCUGAACUUGAAUCUAGCACUAGGGGCAGAUUCAUCUAAGCCUCAUUGGUUCAAAGGACCUUUCAGUCGCAAGAAGAAGCUUUCUGUUUUAGGUGAUUUUCAAAGUGAUUCUUCAGCACACAAGUCAGAGCCCUUGAAGCUGCCACCUGGAGGUGAACCUCCUCAUUGGGGCAAAGUUAAAAGUGCAAAAAAGGCACAUGGGAAAGAUGUUUUGUUCCAUUCAAAUUUCUUUCCACCUUUUGAAGGGUCAUAUCAUAUUCCUGGAUUGGAAUCAGCAAACUCUAAUAUGUGGAAGAAACCUCCUAACCCGCCUUUUACAGACCAUUCAGAUAAUUUAGGCUUUUAUUAUCCAUUUGAUCCUCUUGAUGGCCCUCUUCCGCCAAUGUUUGGUAAUGCUUGGAUUCACAAUUAUGCCAAUGAUGAAAAGAAUGAAACUACUACUACUGCCCCGGUUGUUACAAUAUCUGAUGAAGAUAGGGAUGAAAUCUUGAGGAAAUUCCAACAUUUUAAACAGUUUGACACAGUUGAAGACACUUCAGACCAUUACUAUAAUGGCAAAAGUUAUUCCUUGAAGCAGCAUUCAAAGAAUUGGUCAAAGAAAAUUCAGGAAGAGUGGAGAAUUCUUGAGAAGGACUUGCCUGAUACAAUAUUUGUUAGAGUUUAUGAGUCAAGGAUGGAUCUUUUGAGAGCUGUAAUGAUUGGAGCAGAGGGAACUCCUUAUCAUGACGGUCUCUUCUUUUUUGACGUUUUCUUUCCCAAUGGCUAUCCCAAUGUGCCACCGGAAGUCCACUACCACUCUGGUGGUGUUAGGAUCAACCCAAAUUUGUAUAACUGCGGCAAAGUAUGCCUCAGUCUGCUUAAUACUUGGUCUGGCGAUAAGAAUGAGAAGUGGCUUCCUGGUGUUUCAACAAUUCUACAGGUUCUUGUUUCUAUACAAGGUUUAAUCUUGAAUACAAAGCCUUAUUUUAAUGAGCCAGGGUUUGCUCAUACGAGUGGUUCUGCUGCUGGCGAAAUGAGGUCCCUGCAGUAUAAUGAGGAUGCAUUUAUUCUAUCAUUGAAGACGAUGAUGUACGUGAUGAGAAAGCCUCCAAAGCAUUUCGAGGACUUUGUUGCGGGGCAUUUCUGCACCCGGGCUCAUGAUAUUUUGGUGGCGUGUAAAGCAUACAUGGAUGGUGCUCAAGUUGGCUGUUUGGUCAAAGGUGGAGUGCAGGAUGUUGACGCAGGUGACCGGAGCUGCUCAAGGCAGUUUAAGGAAACCUUAGCUGGAUUUGUGAAUAGGCUUGUCGGAGAAUUUUCCAAAGUUGGAGCUAAGGAGUGUGAGAAAUUCUUGCCGCAGGCGGCUACAGCAGGUAACAUGUCAGCAGGUUGUAACCCUGAUGCUGCUGGUGCUGCUGCUCCUGCUACUGCUACUUGAACUCUCCCCUGAUGAAGCCCAAUUUUGAGACUUGAUACAUAUAGGAGGCAUAUUUAAGCUAUACCUAAUAGCUCCCUGUUUUAUUUCAAGAUAAUAGCCAAAAUCUGGUGAUGGUCCAUCUUAUGUUCGUUCACAUUGGAAAAACAUGCCUGCACAUAAUUUUGGUCAUUGUAUAUAGUUGCGGAUGAUGCUAGUACAUUGUUAGUAUGACUCAUGGUUUAAGUUUCCAGCUCUAUUAUAUAUAUAUAUAUAUAUAUAUAUAU
Messenger RNA from Neltuma alba, 2716 nucleotides. RefSeq names its product probable ubiquitin-conjugating enzyme E2 26. The record is from RefSeq and is a predicted model, not a curated record. Bases 324 to 2453 code for a protein of 709 amino acids. Gene Ontology annotation, molecular function: ubiquitin conjugating enzyme activity. The transcript is spliced from 8 exons. Lineage: Eukaryota; Viridiplantae; Streptophyta; Magnoliopsida; Fabales; Fabaceae.